Molecule: messenger RNA, 1272 nt
Organism: Sorex araneus (European shrew)
Lineage: Eukaryota; Metazoa; Chordata; Mammalia; Eulipotyphla; Soricidae
Gene: EME2
Product: essential meiotic structure-specific endonuclease subunit 2
Exons: 7
Coding region: 1-1272 (423 amino acids)
Biological process (GO): resolution of meiotic recombination intermediates; replication fork processing; mitotic intra-S DNA damage checkpoint signaling
Cellular component (GO): Holliday junction resolvase complex; nucleus
Molecular function (GO): DNA binding; nuclease activity
Source: RefSeq, a predicted model, not a curated record
AUGGCCCGUCCGCGCCCGGAAGUCGCCGCCACGCCGGAAGCGGCCCCGGUGCCUCCGCCCCGCGCUCGGGGCACUGCGGAGCUGGCGGCGGCAGAUGCUGGCGGCGCCGUGGGCGCGCGCGGGGCCCGGGCCCGGCGGCGCGCCCCGACCUGGGAGAUCUCGGACUCGGAGCCCGAGGACACCCCCGGAGCCCACGCUCCGGCCGAGGCCUCGCGGCCGCCGCGCCCCGACACGGCCCUGCGUCGCCUGACCGUGCGGGUGGAUCCAGCUGUUCUGGAGGACCCCGGGGCCGACCUCCUGCUGGAGGCGCUGGGCGCGCUGGGCUGCGAGUGCCUGGUGGAGCCCCAGCGCCAGGCGCGCAGCCUCCGGUGGAGCAGCUCCCAGCCGGACCCGUGUCCCCACAGCGUGCCUCCCGUGGGACGGGCCUCGGAGGAGCAGGAUGUGCUGCAGCUCCUGGAGCCCGAGGAGUUCCUGCAGGGCGUGUGGCAGCUCACCCAGAUACAUGGCCGCAGCUGCUCGGUGCCCUGGCUCUGCCCCGAAGGCCCGCCCCGGCCCCACCUGGCUGUCGUCGGGCUGGAUGCACACCUGUGGUCCUGCCAGGCCCGCGCGUGGGAGAUGCAGCAGCCCGAGACCCUGGAGGCAGCUGCCUCCCGCCCGGUGGUGAGCUGGCCUGAGGUGGAUGAGGCUCUGGUGCUCCUGCAGCUCUGGGCAGACGUGGACGUGCUGCUGGCGGCCUCCUGGCGUGAGCUGGCUCAGCACGUGUGCGCCAUCACCAAGGCCCUGGCCCAGCGCCCCUACAACUGGGCGCUGGGCUGCAGGCGAGCGCGUGGCCAGAGAUGGCUCGGGGCUGCUGGGGGCCUGGCGGCGGCAGAUCACACAGUUCAACCGCGUCAGCCAGGCCGUGGCCGAUGCAGUGGUCAGCGCCUUCCCCUCUCCACGCCUCCUGCAGCAGGUGAGCUGGGCCUGCCCCCUGGGUGCAGGUGGAGGGUGGGCCGCCCCCUGCUCACUCGAGCCCUCCUAGGCGUUUGCGGCCUGCAGCACAGAGCGAGAGCGCCUGGGCCUCCUGGCCGACCUCCCUGUGAAGGUGGACGAGGACACCAAGGACCAGGGCAUGCGGGCCCGCAGAGUAGGGCCAGACCUUGCCCGCCGCAUCUUCCUCUUUCUCACCACGACCCAGCCCGACCUCCUGCUGGACCUGGGCUCCUGACCGUGCCUCUGCGCCCUGGCCUGGCUCCCAGCAGACCCCUGAGCACCGAGACCAGCUGUGUCUGA